AUGUAUUUAAAAAUUAUUUUUUUUGUAUUGAUGAACUGUCUCACGAUUUUUGUGAGGUUCGUUACGUCGGCAGAAGAUUUUCGACUACCCAAAUUUGCCGUACCUGAACGUUAUCAAUUGAAAAUAUUAACGGAUUUAACGCACGAUUUUACUUUUAAAGGACAGGUCAUCGUUGAUUUCUUCGUGACAAACGAAACGGAUAAAAUCGUUCUUCAUUCGAAAAAUUUACACGUUUUAGAAAAUCAAACGACUCUGAGAGAAAUUUCAAAUUCUGAUAAUGGCGACGCAUUUGAAAAUUCCAUCGUUCGACUUAGGAGAAAUUUAAAAAAAAAAAAAUUAACGGAAAAUGAAAGUCAAAAAAAUGACGACGAAUUUAUUUUAGAUCCGACGAGAAUUGUAUUUCCGGUUAGUAACGAAACAAACGUCAACGAAACUUUUAAUAAUAACGUUAAUCCCAACAGCGUUAAUCCGGAUAAUCAAUUAUCCAGUAAUGCUUCCGUACCUGACGAUACCAAAACUCCACAACUUUCCACAACGGUAGAAUUUUCCAAUGAAAAUUUUAACGAAACUCGCGUUGAUACCACGAACCACAGUUUGGAAGGAGUCGACGUAAGCCAAUCAUUGCCUUCUUCGACAGAAGAAACUUUCACCAUUAAGAACAAUCCAGUGAGUCAAUUUUCCAUCGUGACGGAACCGCAACAAACGAGUACUCUUUCGACGGUGGAACACGAUACCGAAGUACAAAAUUCCGUUAUCGCGAAUGACAAAAAUGUUUUCAAACACGAAUACAACGACGAAUAUGACUUUUUAACCCUCAAUUUUGGAAAACUUUUAACUCCGGGGAAAAAAUACAGGCUGGAAUUAAAUUACGAUGGAGUCUUAUCCGAUACUCUAACCGGAUUUCACAGAGUUCCAUACGUUAAAAAAUCCUCGCAAAAACCCACGUGGCUCGCGUCGACUGUUUUCGAACCGAACGAAGCGAGGACGGCUUUUCCAUGUUUCGACGAACCACAUUUGAAAGCGACGUUCGACGUGACGUUGGGUCACGAUAAAAAAUACACGGCACUUUCCAACAUGCCCUUAAAAUCAACAUCUUCGGUAGAAGGACGAUCGGAUUGGCAGUGGAGCACGUUCGAAACCACCCCCAAAAUGUCAACUUAUCUGGUAUCAUUUCUCAUAAGCGAUUUAGAAUAUUUAACGCCGCGACAAAACAAUACCAACUCCGAUCGAAACGUCGUCUAUCGUUUUUGGUCGCGACACGAUGUCCUCUAUAAAACGCGAUACGCAAUGAGAAUAGCUCCUCUGAUGAAAAACUAUUUGGAAAAUUUAUUCGACGUUCGCGACGUUUUACCCAAACACGAUUUCGUUGCUCUCCCGAGCUUCGUAAGCACCGCACUGGAAAAUUGGGGAUUGUAUUCUUUUGCAGAAAAAAAUUUACUUUUCACACCGGGAUUCUCAUCCCUGUUUAGUAAAUAUCAAAUCACUCAAGUUUUGGGACACGAAAUUUCACACAUGUGGUUCGGUAAUAUGGUCACCCCCAAGUGGUGGGAUCAAGUGUGGUUGAGCGAAGGAUUUUCAAAUUUUUUCGAAAUCGUAGCUUCCGAUCACAUUCAACCUCAAUGGGAUCUUAAAACGAUAUCUGUUAUAUUUGCUUACCUUAAAGUAUUUUCCCUCGAUGCUUUACAUUCAACUCACGCGUUGGUUCCAACGUUUGAUGAUCCAACCGAUGUCGGCGACAUAUUCGAUUCCAUAAGUUAUCAGAAAGGAUUUUACCUCGUGAGAAUGUUAAAUUACACUUUGGGACAAGAAUCGUUCAUGAACGGCGUACGAAAAUAUUUAAAAGCACACAUGCUUUCCAACGCUGAUGAAAAUGAUUUGUGGGAAGCAUUGAACGAAUUUGCACAUAAUGAAAACAGCAUACCCUCCGAUCUUCAUUUAAAAGACGUCAUGUUUAACUGGACCCGAAAACCAGGGUAUCCAAUAUUGAAACUGGAAAGAGAUUACACAAAUAAUACGGCAACUGUUUCGCAGAAACGUUUUGUUAGAUUUAAUGGCGAUUACGAAUUCAGAGAUAAUUCAAAUGAUUUUGAAAACAUGGAAACGAAAUGGUGGGUUCCGUUAACGUACACGACAGGAUCGGACAUGAAUUUCCGAGAUGUCAAACCGAAAGUUUGGUUGAAUCCAACCGACGAGUUUAUAACACUCGAAGACAUGCCCAGUAAAGAUGAUUUCGUUUUGAUGAAUUUGGAUGCUGCUGGAUUGUAUCGAAUUAAUUACGACGAUCGAAAUUGGGGUUUGCUCAUAUCAUAUUUACUAAAUGAAAAUUUUGAAGAUGUUUCCCUAUUGAACCGAGUUCAAAUUUUGGAUGAUUUGAUGGAUUUGGCACGAUCCGGAGAUCAAUCUUACGAAAGAGCUUUACAAGCCACGAGUUAUCUAUCGCGAGAAAAACAUUUUCUUCCCUGGAAAGCUGCCUUCAGUAAUUUCGAUUUCAUAUUGAGAAUGUUUCGAUCUAAAGACAGCAGCAGAGCUUUGAAGAAAUAUUUAAAAAAUUUAGUGAGCGCAAGAUUCGACGAAUUAGGUUUUGAAAUGAAAAAAAAUGAAAGUUUUUCAGACAGCAUGAAUAGAAAACAAAUAGUCAAAUGGGCUUGCAAAACCGGUCAUCGAGAAUGUACUAGAAAAAGUGUCAAUUUAUUUAGAAAAUGGAUGGAAGAAAAAAAACCAGACGAACGAAAUCCCGUACCGAGUAAUUUAAGAAACGUCGUUUACUGUUCAGCCAUCGAAAACGGUUCGAACAAAGAAUGGCAAUUUUUAUGGCAAAGAUAUUUAAAUUACGCUCUCACCGAUAAAACGGCAAUUCUCAACGGUUUGGGAUGUUCGAGAAGUGCAAGAACAUUAAAAAAGUAUCUUAAUUGGUCGAUAAAAGAAAGUUCGGGAAUAAGAAAACAAGAUUCGCCGAUCGUUUUUAAAUCCGUUGCCAAAAACGAUGCCGGUUUUCAAAUAGCUAAAAAAUUUUUAAAAGAAAAAAUGGGAGAAGUUCGUACCUAUUUGGGAAAUAAUCCAUUCUUCCUACCGCAAAUGAUUGACACGUUGUCAUCUAAAAUGAAUCAAGUAAAUGACCUCAAAGAUUUGGAAGAUAUUGAAAUGGAAAGCACGACAAAUUACAGAUCAGUUCCGAGAUGUUUUAAACAAGCAUUCGAGAGGAUAAGAUUUAACAUCGAAUGGACCGAUAAAAAUUAUCAAACAAUAACGGAUUGGUUAAAAAAACAAAAAUUUUAA
Messenger RNA from Pediculus humanus corporis (human body louse), 3276 nucleotides. Its product is annotated as Aminopeptidase N precursor, putative. The record is from RefSeq and is a predicted model, not a curated record. Lineage: Eukaryota; Metazoa; Arthropoda; Insecta; Psocodea; Pediculidae. The transcript is spliced from 14 exons. Gene Ontology annotation, cellular component: cytoplasm. Bases 1 to 3276 code for a protein of 1091 amino acids. Gene Ontology annotation, biological process: proteolysis; peptide catabolic process. Gene Ontology annotation, molecular function: peptide binding; metalloaminopeptidase activity; zinc ion binding.